GAGUGACGUUUCAGAAGCUGGCCAAUGAAAGAGCCCGAGGCGAGAAGACGCGCGUAGAAGCACAUUACCAUCUUGAAAACUAGAUAGUCUUGUCAAGUGACACAGCUUAUUGGACGUGGGUAAGCUGAUAUAAGCGUGUGAACAGUGAGGUGUGUUUAUACAGGAUUGUAUGCCUUCUGAAGUUGCAAACUAAGCUGCCAGACGAAUUUUAUUUGACAGGUAUCGAAAUCUGAAUGUUAAGGGUUCGUCGAUCGUGCUCGCAUGAGUUGAGAGAAAAUCGCGAGCAUGGCGGAACUGUCUUUGCUUGUCAGCUGUGACUGUGGUUACCGCGAUGUUCGUGAAGGCGUCAAGGCUCACCAGAAGACGUGCGACGUCAGCAUCGUUUCUGCCCAGCGUCACACCACUGCAGUGCACGAUCGUGUCUCAAUGUCCGACACGACAUCGCCUGGCGACGCUGUGCCGAAACACGUAUCCGUCAAAACCAGGACAGAUGAAGAAGUAGAGGAUCGUAUAUCACAGGCUGUGGGCGAGUUUGGGCGAUGGCAGCUGCAGCUGACUUUCCUCUUGUCGCUCUUCAACAUCCCAUGUACAUGGCACAUAUUCGCUCUUACGUUCCAGUCGUUGCCUUCAGACUUCUGGUGCGCGAAACCACCUAACCUCGGAAACCUCUCGGUGGACGAAUGGAGGAACAUCUCUCAUACAACAGACGCAAAGGAUGGCAAGGGAAGCUACAAUCCCUGCUAUAUCUGGGACGUGGACUACUCAACUGCGGCAUUGUCUGGUCACAACAACGUUAGCAGGGCCUGCACACAAUGGCAGUUUGACAGCACCGAGUUUGGAGAAACGAUUACGGAAAAGUGGCAUCUGGUCUGUGACAGGGCACAGCUCGUCAACGUAGCAGAGAUGAUGUUUCUGGCCGGAGUCGCUGUCGGAGGGUUGGCGUCGGGUAUGGUGUCUGACAGGUUUGGACGGAAGAGGACUCUAAUGGGCUCGCUGGUGCUGCAGAUCUGUCUUGCUGUGAUCAUGGCUUUCUCUCCAUGGUUCGAGCUGUACCUCAUCCUCAGAUGUUUCCUCGGCUUCAUCUCCGUUAGUGUCGUCUUCAGCGGAUUUGUUUUAUGUAUGGAGCUGGUGGGAGGGAAGUGGCGGACGGUAUCCGGAGUGUCUUACCUGUUCCCGGUGCCUCUGAGUUACAUCACUAUAGCCGGCAUCGCGUACUUCGUCCGGGGCUGGAAGGAACUACAGCUCGCCAUUACUCUUCCAUCCGUAUUGCUUUUCGGGCUCUGGUGGGUGCUGCCCGAAUCUCCUCGCUGGCUGCUGGCUCUUGGUAGAACGGACGAAGUAAUGGUCAUUCUACAAGAAGCAGCACGGAUCAAUAAUCGUCCUCUGCCACCGAAUUUGGAUAAGUUACUCCGCCAGGACACGCUCCGCAAGGAACCAACUGACCAGCCCAAGGCCGGCAUCAUGGAUCUGUUCCGAACUCCCAAUAUCAGAAAGAACUCCUUGGUCUUAUACAUCAUCUGGUUCAGUGUGUACCUUGUCUACUACGGCCUGGUGCUCAAUCUUGGCAACAUCGGGGGAGACAUUUACUUAAACACAGUUCUGUCUGGCAUUGUAGAGGUCCCUGCUGUCGCUAUUAGCAUCUUGUUCUUACUCAAGAUGGGGAGGAGGUGGCCGCUGUGCCUCACACUAAUGGGGAGUGGCGUCGCUUGCUUCCUGACACUCGCCAUACCACCAGGUGACAAAAGCUUGCAGUGGGUAACCAUCACCUUUGCGAUGGUCGGCAAGUUCUCCGUCUCCUCAUCCAACGCGGUUAUGCCAGUGUUCACAGCGGAGUUGUUUCCGACCGUGGUGCGGAACCUGGGGGUCGGAUCGUCCAACGUCCCUGCAGGGAUAGCCCUGAUGCUCGUUCCCUAUCUCUGGAACCUGUCUGGGAUGGACGAGCGCGUACCCAUGGGUGUGUUGGGAGCCUUCGGAAUUGUGGGCGGUCUGAGUGUCCUGCUUCUUCCUGAAACGGGAGAUAGACCCAUGGCGGCAACUCUGCAGGAGGGAGAGGAGUUGCCAAGGUCUAAAAGGACGAGCUCUGCGGAAAAACAGAGAAAGAUAGGCAAUGAUGGCAACUGCAAUGGAUCGUUCGCUUCUUGAAACGUCCAUCUGAAGAAAUCUACACCGGCAUUAACUGGUAACCUGAGUUUGAGGACGGUAGAAGCUGGAUAGCCCCAGUUCUCUGCGUUUCAACGAAGAGGUUCAUCACUAUCUGUGCCAAGGGCGGAAGGACAUUUAAAUGAAGCUUUCUCAACUUCUGAAAUUCAGUCUUGGACAAAACCAUGCCGCAAAGUGAAUCAACAUUACUUACAAGUCAAAAAAUGUGUUAGCAUAACAGAAUGGACAAGUCAUUAUCUUCAAACAACGAAGUAUCUUAUUUCCCGUUUUCGAAAUAUGGCCAUGUCAUUUGCAUGUAACGGCCCCACAUUGGGAGCCUUUUGUGCAGUCACCACACUAUUGCAUUUGUCGAUCUUACGUGGAAAUUAACUCUCGAUAAGAACGAACACAACUAUAUGUAAAAAUUCAUAUUCGAAUAUAUAGAUUAUCAGUUCUUAAAACGUAAACUAGAGUGUAAGGACGCCAAAGGACUGUAGGAAAAUAAUUUAGCUGUGUCGCAUAACACAUAAUAAAGAGUACAAGUCGAUAUUAAAUUCUCUACAUAUUAACUCUUUAAAGCCCAGUAUAUGCCACCUGCUUUAACAGUCAGUAAUUCUGAAUUUUGUUUUUGUAAAUUUCAUAUGAUUCUCACUGUGAACAGUGGUUAUUUCCUUAAAGAGCAUUAACCAGCUAUCUUUGUAAUGGUGAAUUGAGGUGUUUUCUUUACGGUAAGGACUGAAAUCUUAACUCUUAUCCAGACGUGCUUCGGCUUCAAAGGGUUAAUACACACUCAUAACGAUAUACAAUGAAUAACUUCAAGUAUAUUAAUAUUAUAUAACAAUAGUAUUUAUUUGUAACAGCAGAGGCGUUAAAAAUAUUACAUAUGAAGAAAAUCCCAGUAAAGACUUCGUUAAAACAAUUACUUUAACUCUAUAAAGGUUUAGAAUUACGAAUAUUUCUUUACGUUCUACAUCAAGGUAAAAUUGAAUUGUAAACUCGGAGUCUUAAUAAACGCAAAACAGUCGUCAUAAGAAAUGUUUCUUCGUUGUGUUUCGCUUUAAAUAUAUAUAUAUAUAUAUAAAACAAAUACCAAAGAAAUUUAUGGAAAGAGUACGCUUCUUGAUGAUCAUUUAUAUAGUUGUGUCAAAAUCGUAAGGAUAAUUACGAACGUAGUAUAAUUCCUGCGAGGAAAAUUAAAAUGGUACUGAAUCUAAGUGGCAGUGGUGAGGUGAGACAUUAUAUUACCUGCCACCGAUUAAAACAUAGGCUUGACACUCUUGAUCUAAAGACUGGCUGUCUUCAGCAAGUAAAUUGUACGUGCCAGCUCAGUUACUUUUAAUCAGUUCAAUGAGGAAAUUCAAUCAACAAAUACCCGGUGCUAGGUGAAAAAUGUUCUGAUGAGAAUUAUUGACCGAUAUCAAAUGGAAUAAUAACGUGUAGCCAUAAUCCCGCCACCUUAAUAGGUAUGGCCUUUGACGAGUCCCGACAAAAACAUUCAUAAUUGACCACUUAAUAGUUACGUUACAGAGCUAAAAAUAUCUGCAAGGAUUUUGACCGACUAUUAUACUUUAACGACAGCAGAAGUUUCACCCGUUCAGUUGCGCUAGCUACUUAAUGGAUCAAAAAAAUCUUCCCCGAAAGAAAUGCAAAAUAACUAAGAUUAGACUCAGUUUGUUGGAGAACAGAUGCCUCAUAACCACAGAAAAUAUUUGUGAUAAUUCUGAAAAGUUUAUUAUAAAAUAUGCUAAAUAACUGUGUAAAUAACGAGUAAAAAACUAAACAGGACAUAUAAUAAUUAGACUCUUGACAUGUAAUCACACAGUAGUCAUAAUAACGCUCUCUCUCUUGCUAACAGCCGUGUCAGGUGGUUAAAAGGGGGAGAACACCAACGUUUCGAGAACCAUUUCUGCCCUCAUACCCGGUGGGUGCAGCCAAGUUCUCGUUUUGCUGUUCCAGCUAUGGUUUUUCGCCUUUCAUGGCUGGUAGCCCGAGAGAACUUUAUUACAUCAAGUUUCCGCGAAAGUUCCAGAUCAAACAUAUAGUAGUUACGCUCUGUUUUCCAAUGUAAACUACCUUAAAACACAAUGAUAUUUGUUGAUGUUUCAUUCCUCUGGCUAACAACGCCGUGUGGAUUUGUAGGUAGAUGAAAACAGUACGUUCCUACGAAAUGUUAUCUUCUGCAAGUUCACACGGCGUUACUACACAGGAGAUCAACAUCCACAUCAUCACUGCCGUGAGAAAUCUCAAAAGUCACAAUGAUAUUUUUAUUUUCUUCGUUUUUAAGAGUUAUGUGCUGUAAUAACGUCUACAAAGAAUAACGCGCUCCAUAUUACUUAUUGAUAGACUGGGAUUCAGUGCUCUAAACAUAACACUAUAUAAUUAGCUAAUUACAUAUACAUAUAUGUAAACAUAUUUUGUACUUAAUAUACUUCUCUUUAUUGUGUACUUUAAAUAGUUUAUAAAAUAUUAUGGAAUAUAAAAUCCUGUUUUUUUUUGUAAAACGUUAUUUAUUGUGCAUUUAUGUAAGUACUUGUGGGUUAAACGCAUAAAACAAUAAUGUUGUUAUACUGUAUGCAAAUAAAACUUGGUCUCCCAUA
Zootermopsis nevadensis is the source of this 4736-nucleotide messenger RNA. Its product is annotated as organic cation transporter protein-like. Gene Ontology annotation, biological process: transmembrane transport. Gene Ontology annotation, molecular function: transmembrane transporter activity. Lineage: Eukaryota; Metazoa; Arthropoda; Insecta; Blattodea; Termopsidae. The record is from RefSeq and is a predicted model, not a curated record. Gene Ontology annotation, cellular component: membrane.